Molecule: messenger RNA, 926 nt
Organism: Andrographis paniculata
Lineage: Eukaryota; Viridiplantae; Streptophyta; Magnoliopsida; Lamiales; Acanthaceae
Exons: 5
Coding region: 36-926 (296 amino acids)
Source: RefSeq, a predicted model, not a curated record
CGUCAAAGAAAAAGCAGGGGAGAGGGGCGGCACGAAUGCCGCGUGGAUGGGGAAAAGAUCACAGGAUGCUUGUAUUCACAUCGCCGGAUGGUAAAAGCAUCGUCGGACCCGACGUAAACGAGUACAAGACAGCCAUUGGGGUCAUUGCACGCAACGGAGCUCGACUUCCUCUACAUUACCCCACGUUCGCUGAGAUACCGGAGACGAAGAGACAGGGUGCAUGGAUGGAGGUUCAGAGUAACAGCGGAUUACCAGACUCAGCGGAGAAAGUGGUCUUGGCUGACCUAAGGGAAGUUUGGAGGCACUGGAAAUACAGCAUCAAAUCAACUUACUUCAAUCCAAUCGAGGACGAUGAAGAAGCACUGAAGAAGGUUCCCUCAAGCAGGAUUGUGCCCGAUCAGUGGCCGAAGUUGGUUGAGUAUUGGCGCGACGAGAAGGUGAAGCUUCAAUCCAAGAAAAAUGCGUCGAACGUAGCGAAAAGAAGCUUUCCACAUCGUACUGGGCGGAAGUCAUUCACGACUCUGGCAGAGGAGAUCAAGGCAAAGGGGAAGGACCCCGACAAUCUGGAGAUUUGGAUUUCCAGUCGCACACAAGGCAAGGGAAAGGAUGACCAAGAAACCGAGGAGAUAUUGAAUGAGCUAAACAAGGUUCCCCCUGAAGGGCGGACUCCCUCUGUUCGGGAGACUCUGUACCGACGGGCCCUUGGGGGAAAGAUUAAGAAGCGGUCAAAGGUCGACAGUGCGGCAACUUCAGCUCAUCCCCGCAGCGAGUCAUCUGGUUUAACAGACAGUGUAGCAUUCCAGCAUGGGUGGGAACAACUACAGAAUGGAAUGGAGGAGCUGAAGGCAAUGAUGGAUGAGUUCAAAACCAUCAAGGCUGAUGUGUAUGCAUUCAUGCACAGAAACUCCGGAGCGGUUACUGGCUAG